GAUGAACCCUAAUUACAGGGAAAUUCUGAAAUAGAUUAUGGAUUUCAAGCAAGAAGGAACAAGAGUACUCAUAUCUGGUUUGCUCGUUAAGUUAGUAAUCUAUCUAACAAUAAUAGAUUAUUGGUCUCUUCUUUGCAUGGCCAAUUUUACAAUCAUAUCAUGAAAUUUUAAUUGGAUAUAAGGACCUUAAUCACUAAUACACCCUUUAUAUCAGCUAUGCUCUUAUGAUCUUUAUCAUGAAUUUGUUCAUACCUCAUACUGACUUCUUCCUGAAGAAAUUAGGACCUCAAACCUUAAUUUGCAUAUUUGUUAGUUUAAUUGGAAUGUCAUUUAUGAUGAUGGCUAUUUUUGAUUAAGUAUAAAUAUAACAUUAGAAUCACUUAGUAUUGGGUAAUCCAUCUCUUACUUCAGCUGUUUGUCAUAGCCCCAUCCAUAGGAAUUCUGUACUCAACACCAUUUCUGACAACUUGGAGAUACUUUGUUAAAUAGAAAUGUAUAUACUUUAUACUUAAAUUAGAACACCUAAAUUCAAUAUUCCAAGUAUUCAUAGGAUUAGGUGCAUUUUUUGCAUUGCUAAUCUUUGAGUCAAAUUAAGCAAAUUAAUUAGAAUUGUAUUUUGAUAAUGAUCAAUAUUUCUGUGGAGAAUGCUUCAAUCUUCAAACAAGAAGAUCUCUAAGAGGACUUACAAUCUGGGCUUUUAUUUUAGGAAUCACAGCAGCUCUCCUUAUUAAAUAACCAGAUGGAGAUAUAGCUGAUAGCGUAGUUGAUUAUGAUCUUCUCGCAUUUGCUCAUUUAGAUCUUAAAUAAUAAUAACACAGCCAACAUUCUUAAAAUGAGAAUGAUUAAUCAUUCGAUUAACCAAUAACAUUUACUUAAUCCCUUUCAACUAAGCCAUUUUAAAUCAUGUCAAUUUUAGUAGUGUCAUCAUCCCUUUUGCCAUACUUGAUAUUCUGUUAAUAUCAGAGGAUUUAGUCUGCAUUAGGUAUAUCCUAUACAAAAUCAUCGACCACAUUUUAAAUAUCAAUCCUGUUGUAUGGAUUUAUGAGGUUGGCCUAUAACUAUUUUAUUUCAGAGUUGCCAUACAAACUUGUAAUAAGAAGAUUAGGCUAAACAAAUGUAUUCAAAAAUUAUUAUGCAUUUAGAUGCUCCUAAUAUUGAUAUUUGUUGCUUCACUAUGGUUUGAUAACACAAUGUUGAUUAACAUUAUGUGUUCGAUUUUUACGGUUUCAUUAGCCAUUUUGUUCUCUGUGAUUAGUAGUUCCAUUCCUAAAAUAUUUGGAUCUAUGGCUAGUCAAGGAGUGUUCUCCUUUAUGUUGGCCAUUAUGGGUUUGAGUGCUAUUAUUUCAAAUAGUAUUUCUUACUUUUUUCCAGAAGAGGUACAUUAUUAAAAUAUGUUUAGAGCACAAAAAUGAUGUUAUUUUACUUUUCCAUUAAAGUAUUUCUUGGCUAAAUGUUUGUGUAUCGAGUUUCUAAAUGA
This is a messenger RNA of Paramecium octaurelia, 1477 nucleotides long. NCBI's taxonomy places the organism in Eukaryota, Ciliophora, Oligohymenophorea, Peniculida, Parameciidae. The record is from the annotation of a GenBank genome assembly.